GUAGCUCAGCCAGACUACGCGUAAUAUGAAGCAGCCGCGUUUCCUUUCGGUGCUGCAGGCAGCCAAGCCGCGGAGAGGGGCUGAGCUCCAGCCAUGGGGAGUGUUCUCGGCUCCUCUCAGGUAUUCCUCACAAGGGCAGGUUUCCGGAGGGGGUUAGUGAAGCACGUCGCACAGCAAUUUUAGAAGUUCGGCUGGACGCAAAGUGUAAAACCUGCAACACUUUUUUUUUGUCAUGUGCCACUUUUACGGCUGAGGGAUUUUUACUACCCUGGUAAUCUGCAUAACUUUUGGUACUCAUGUAUGCCAGUCUGUGGAACGAGGUGCGCCGUGGGGAAGAGUGGGUACAGGCUCAUUUGCCCUUUUCUUCAGUUGGCUUUACCGUGGGACUCGACUUAUGCCCACACAUGGCAUUUUAUUUACAAACUUGUGAAUUUUAACCCUUGGGUUUGAGGCUGGGCACUUCAUCAAAGUCAGCUGCCCACACCGCCUGCCACGCAAGCAUUCCAUGACAGUCGUCAGCACCGAGGGAAUAAAUCGGAUUUUUUUUUUUCCUGGUUUGAUAACCUACAGCUAUUUUAAUUUUUUUUUUCAGAUCAUAAUUUUUAUUCUCAAAACAUGAUGAAAAUAAGGAAACAUUUAAGAGGCAGCGGGAGGGUGCUCGCUUUUAUCUUUUUCGCCUCCGUCCUCUGGUUACUUUUUGACAUGGCAGCGCUGAGGAUUUCAUUCAGUGAAGCAAACAGCAAACUUAACAAGAAAGAGAUGAAGCUGUUGGAGAAAGUAAGGCAAGGACAAAAGGAGCCCGCCAGCCAUGCGCCUCUGUUAAGGAAACGACCCAUCGGGUUGCUGUCGAGGAAAGAGGACAGACCCCGAGUGGAAGCGGGCGAGCGCGUCGCUCCCCCGAAACUCGACAAACUCCAAAAGAAGAAAGGCAAAGUCUUCUUCGCCGCCGAUGCUGCUGUAGGCGGUGGGACUCCAGUCGGUAACGCGCAACUUGUGCUAAACAAGACUGGGGGGGCAGAGAAAGCCAGAACAUCCCCCCACGUGCUCGAUAAAGAAAGACAGCCCAAGGUAUACAAUAAAACCGAGUCCGAGAUACAGCGAAAUAAACCCACUGGCUUCAGCAAAGAUGCGACACCGGGACGCGCGCAACAGGGGAACAGGUCCUCGCACUCGCCAGGAAAUCCUAAAGUGGCUCUCGGCACCGCCAAAGACUCCAAACAAGCCACGGAGCAUGUUGUACCCGCCACCGGACACGACCAUAAAAAACUGGGGCAGAAUGAAAGCCUUGGGGCCGAGCCAGAGAGCGAAGGGAAAGCGUCGCGACUGGUGAUUAAAGCCGAACGCAGCGCGCCUAAUAAGACACAAGGCUCGCGGGAUGAGAACGCGGCGAAGUUCGGCGUCGGCCCUCCGGGGAUCAGCGAGCGCAACAUCACCGGGGCUCCUAAUAAGGUGACUCGGCUCGACACAGGGAAGCAUAAAGUACUGCCAGUCGACCUCACCAGCAAUCCAAGAAACCCCGAAGCCCCAGGUCAGUUCGGGCGUGCGGCGGUAGUGCCGAUGGAGGACGAGUUGAAAGCCAGGCAGAGAUGGAAAGAGGGCCAUUUCAACGUGUAUUUGAGCGACGUGAUUCCCGUAGACCGAGCGAUUCCAGACACCAGACCAGCUGGGUGCUCUGAAAAUCUGGUGCACAAUGAACUCCCCACUACCAGCGUAAUAAUAUGUUUUGUUGAUGAGGUUUGGUCAACACUGUUAAGAUCUGUUCACAGUGUUCUCAACCGCUCACCAUCUCAUCUAAUUGAAGAGAUUAUUUUGGUUGAUGACUUCAGUACUAGAGAUUACCUGAAAGACAACUUGGACAAGUAUAUGUCUCAGUUUCCUAAGGUGCGCAUCCUUCGUCUGAAAGAGAGGCAAGGUUUAAUCCGUGCUCGACUUGCAGGAGCUGCAGUUGCUAAAGGUGAUGUUCUGACAUUCCUGGAUUCACAUAUUGAAUGCAAUGUGGGUUGGCUGGAGCCACUUUUGGAACGCGUGCAUUUGGAUAGAAAAAAAGUGGUGUGUCCAGUAAUUGAAGUAGUAAAUGACAAGGAUAUGAGUUAUAUGAUAGUUGAUAACUUUCAACGAGGAAUUUUCAAGUGGCCUUUGGUCUUUGGCUGGAAGGUAAUCCCAGAAGAUAUUGUCAGGAGAGAAAAUAUAAAGGAUUCAGAUCCAAUAAGAUGUCCUGUUAUGGCUGGGGGUCUGUUUUCAAUAGAUAAAACAUAUUUCUAUGAGCUUGGAACCUAUGACCCUGGCCUUGAAGUAUGGGGUGGUGAAAACAUGGAAAUCUCUUUCAAGGUCUGGAUGUGUGGAGGAGAAAUUGAGAUCAUUCCAUGUUCCAGAGUGGGCCACAUUUUUAGGAAUGAUAAUCCAUAUACAUUUCCAAAGGAUAGAAUUAAAACAGUUGAACGGAAUUUGGCUCGGGUUGCUGAAGUGUGGCUGGAUGAGUACAAGGAACUGUUUUAUGGCCAUGGAUAUCACCAUUUGCUAAAUAAAAAUCACAUUGAUAUUGGAGAUUUGACAGAGCAGAAGAAACUCCGUGAAAAUCUGAAAUGCAAAAACUUCAAAUGGUACCUUAAUAAUGUUUAUUCGGAUUUGGAUGCACCCUUAUUACGAGCUGAUGGUUUGCUUUUCAACAGUGGAAUCAGAAAAUGUCUUACAAUACAAAACCAUAUUCCUUCAUUUGAAGUUUGCAAUACCAGCAAUCAGAUACAACAUUUGAACUACACUUGGUUAAGAUUAAUUAGGCAACAGGAUAACUGUUUAACAAUAAUGGACUCAAAUGGGGCUCUUGGCUUGGAACAGUGUGAUAAUGCAAAACAUCAUAUUCGGUGGCUUCACAGAUCCCUGAUUUCUGAUCCAUUAUUAACAGACCAUUUAAUUUUAGAACAUCUUCAACGCCCUAUGUGUUUAGAAGCUAAACCAACAGAGAAGAUUCCAUAUUUGCAACUGUGCAAUCCAAGCAAUCCAUUCCAGAAAUGGCAGUUCACAAAUUAUUUUGUACAAUAAUAAUACAACUAGUUGAUGGUCCACAAAGACUUUAAGUGAAGAUCUCAAUUUUGAAGAACUUUUUAUUUACAUGCCAUACCUGCUUAUGGUUAAAGAAGAACUUAUUGACAAGAGUGUACAUAAUUUAUGUAACUAAAUUAUUUGUGUUUUGGUUUAGGUUUAGUUAGCUGGACUCAACAAUGUAGAAUAAAUGUACUGUAUUUAGGUGGGGGAGACUAUUUAAGAAUAUCUUGGAAAAAGUUCUUACUCUUGCUGCUUUUUUGUACAGUUCACAAUGGUUUUUCAUGCAAUUUUCUGACCCAUCAUAUGUUAAUUAUUGGAGUUAUUAAAGAAAUUACUUUUAUUUGAAAAGCUACAUUCUUUGCUGUACUCUUUUUAUUGACUAUGGUCUAAAGUGUAAGUAAUUUUGUUAAUUGUGUUUACUGUAUAUUUAUAUGCAUAGUUUGAUAGACAUUCGACUGCAUGGAUGAAGAUGUGGUGCUGAUGUGCUUAUGGAUAAGGGGAAUAAAAUGGAAGUGUGUGUAUGUAUCAUUUAUGUAUAACUGACAGCUAGUGAGAUUUUAUAUUUAUAAAAUAACGUAUAAAUGCAACUCUGCGUUAAUAAACUGGGUUUAGGUGGGUGGGUGGAUGAAUGUUUUACUAUUUACAAAGAAACGCAUCUCAAACCUUUAUUUUCUGCCCUUGUUUUUGAAUGUGAAAAGUCUUAAUGUCUAAACUUUCUCCACUAGAGGUCGCAUUUGUUCAAGAAAUGUGUUUGUAUCUUCUUGCACUGUUACCAAAAUGAAAGAGAGAGAGAAAACUUGUAUUUACAUUUUUAGUAAAAUUGUCUCACCUUAGUAAUUAAAUAAUGUUUGCCUUCUAAUGAUAUGCUGCAUUUUUGUGCCUUAAAUGUCAUGAAUUCCUGGUGAAAUUUAAAGUAUUGCAAUGAUGCUUAAAGAGUUUUAGAAAUGUAUACAAUAUUCUUCAUUAGUAUGUUUUCAUUAAUUAUGUUAAAAUUUGAGAAAAAAAGCCUGAAACUGAUUUGAUCAUAACACGUGCUUGAAAAAUGGUAGCAUUAUGGAGUAGAAUUCUGAAUGUUUAAGUAAAAUAUUUGUACAUUACGUACAAUAGUGCCUUAAAACAAUUGAACUGACCAACUCACUUGCAUCUACAGGGUGGGGCAGAAAUAACUCCCACAUUUCAAAGGGGGAUUGAAAAAAAAUGGUACGAGGUAUCACCAAAAACUUUUUAUUUCCCAAAUGUAGAUAUAAAAAAGUUUUUUUUACUUAUAAGUUUUAAAAAUUAUAUCGUCCAAGUGGUGGCCUUGGUGGCUGAUACACAUUUGGAGCUGUUCUUGGAAGUUUUCCAUCACUCUCACUAGCAUGUCGGGCGAAAUUCCUUCAAUUUCUUCUUGAAUGGCCUCCUUUAGUUGGUCCAAGGACCGAGGACGAUGUUUGAAAACAUCGGCCUUGAGGUACCCCCUUCAGUGCAGAUCCUGUCGUCCUUAGCUCUUUGAACCCACAGCAAAAUCGUUUUACAGUGUGGAACACUUUCAUUAGCACGUAAACCAAACCGCGUGCGAAACGCCUUCUGCGUCACAGUUACAGAUUCGUCAUUUUUGAAAAAAGCCUCCACUACAAAGCCUCGAUGCUCACCCGACCACGGCAUGGUGACGACUGAAAACUUUAUUAUGUACCCUACCUAACGGAACAGACCGCACCCCUCUACCUGCUUUGGGAACCCCACAGUGAUUUUUCGAAAUGUGGGAGUUAUUUCUGCCUCACCCUGUACACAAAUAUUUGCCUUAAUAAAGUAUUUGGAAAUAAAAAAAUAGUACUAGUCUAAAGAAGUACUAAUCUCUUUCAGCUCACAAAAUGUUAUAGGAAUGUUCUCAGAAAGGGGAAUUUACAGUUGCAUUGCAUAGCAAUAAGAGAUUGCCAGAAAGCCAUUAAAAAAAAAAAAAAAACUGGUUAAUAUGAAACUGGCAGCAUUUGAAGCCCUGUACUAGUAAAUGAUUAGUCUUCCUGAAGCAAAGUAUAGGACAAACACCUACAAUUUUUAAAGCUUAUUUGGUAUUGUAAUGUUUUAGCAAUUCAGUGUUUUUUUUUUUUUUUUAUAACAGUAUUGAAAUAUAUUUGAGAACUCCACAUUACAAUAUUUAUGAUAAUUUAUAUAUGUAUCAUAAUUGUGGGCAUUGGGUUAAACAUAAAUGUUGAAUUAAUAUUGCAGUGUAUUUACUGUUCUGAAUGUUUAUACCCAAAAAAAAAGCCCCACAAUUAUUCUUAAAUAAAGAGAUCCGACAAAAGAUUUAUGUAUGAGUUAAUAUAUGUAAUAAACCAUUAUGCACUGAAUAUUCUAUUCUUCUACAGUAUGGCAGUGUGUGCCUGGUGUGAAUUUUAACGUUUGAUAUCAGUUUAAAAUUUCAUUAUCUGAAAAUUAAUAACAGUCUAUACAAAAGAUUUUUUAUUAAUCUACAGAUCAGUAAUGAGCUGUUUCUAAUCUUCUUGUGUUAAUCUGUCUGUAAGAAAUCAAUAAUAAAUGUAUAUUGCAAAGGCACAAGUCCUUUAAAGGUGAAUUCAUUCAUAAAUGCUCAAAUAAUGAUCCUGUAAUGAGAAAGUAAACAUUUUUGUUGUAUUAUGUUAAAUUGUAAUAACCAAAGAAAAUGUUCUGUAUACUGUAUGUUGAUUUCAUAAAGAGUAUUCUUGGAAACUCUCGGCACAAGAUAAAAUUUCAAUGAAGAGUGCCUGAA
Erpetoichthys calabaricus (reedfish) is the source of this 5767-nucleotide messenger RNA. RefSeq names its product polypeptide N-acetylgalactosaminyltransferase 5. Gene Ontology annotation, cellular component: Golgi apparatus. Bases 616 to 3039 code for a protein of 807 amino acids. NCBI's taxonomy places the organism in Eukaryota, Metazoa, Chordata, Cladistia, Polypteriformes, Polypteridae. The record is from RefSeq and is a predicted model, not a curated record. The transcript is spliced from 10 exons.